Molecule: messenger RNA, 3501 nt
Organism: Dermochelys coriacea (leatherback sea turtle)
Lineage: Eukaryota; Metazoa; Chordata; Testudines; Dermochelyidae
Gene: ARSA
Product: arylsulfatase A
Exons: 9
Coding region: 220-1740 (506 amino acids)
Molecular function (GO): arylsulfatase activity
Source: RefSeq, a predicted model, not a curated record
CCCCUGUAAGGGAGCGAGGCUCGGGGGACGCCGGCCUGUCUCGGGCACACGUGACCUCCCACGUGACGGACGGCGGCGGGCGGGGAAGAGGGAGGCCUGCGGCCGGUGAUGGGUGGAGAGGUCCUGCCUGGGCCAGUGGGCAGUUGGGGAUAUCUGGAUGGUCAGAGGAGGGCCUGCUGAGACAGAGUCCUGUCCGUGCUCGGGGGGGCCUCUGGGGACAUGAGGUGGGCGUGUAUCUGUUUCCUCUGUCCCCUGGGCCUGCUGGUCUUGCUCUCGGCAGCCACCAGUCCUCCCAACAUCCUGUUAAUCUUUGCGGAUGACCUGGGGUUUGGAGAUUUGGGAAGCUAUGGGCACCCCACCUCAGCCACGCCCAACCUGGACAAGAUGGCUGCCAGCGGCCUGAGAUUCACCGACUUCUAUGCCAGCUGCCCGAUCUGCAGCCCCUCACGGGCGGCCCUGCUGACGGGCCGGUACCAGACACGCUCUGGGGUUUACCCCGGCGUGUUCUACCCUGGCUCCCGGGGAGGCCUCCCACUGUCCGAGGUCACCAUCGCGGAAGUGCUGAAGGCUCGGGGCUACGCCACAGCCAUGGUCGGCAAAUGGCACCUGGGACUGGGGGCCAAUGGCUCCUUCCUGCCCAUACACCAGGGCUUUGACCACUUCCUGGGGGUGCCCUACUCCCACGACCAGGGCCCCUGCCAGAAUCUCACCUGCUUCCCCCCAGACACCAAGUGCUUUGGGACGUGCGACCAGGGCAUGGUGCCCGUCCCGCUGUUCCUAAACCAGAGCAUCCUGCAGCAGCCGCUCGCCUUCCCCCAGCUGGUGUCACGCUACAACAAGUUCUCUCGCGACUUCAUUGCCGACUGCGCCCGCCGGGGCCGCCCCUUCUUGCUCUACUACGCCUCCCAUCACACCCACUACCCCCAGUUUGGGAGCCAGGAGUACGUGGGCCAGUCGCUGCGGGGUCCUUUUGGGGAUGCCCUCAUGGAGUUUGACGGCUCAGUGGGGCUCCUGCUCCAGGCACUGCAGGAGAACGGGCUGGAGGGGAACACGCUGGUCUUCUUCACUGCGGACAAUGGCCCCGAGACCAUGCGAAUGGCCCGUGGGGGCAGCUCGGGCCUCCUGAAGUGCGGAAAGGGAACAACGUACGAGGGCGGGAUGCGGGAGCCUGCGGUGGCUUAUUGGCCGGGCCGGAUCUCCCCGGGCGUGACCCACGAGAUGGCCAGCACUCUGGACGUCCUGCCAACCCUGGCUGCCCUGGCCGGGGUGCCUCUCCCCAGUGUCCCAUUGGACGGCUACGACCUGAGCCCGGUGCUGUUUGGAGGGGGGAAGAGUCCACGGCAGAUGAUGAUCUAUUACCCGUCCAGCCCCAGCGACCUGCUUGGUGUCUUUGCCAUCAGAUACGGGAAGCACAAGGCCCAUUUCUUCACAGAAGGUUCUUUCCACAGCGGGAUGACCCCUGACCCGGACUGCCAUGGGCUAGCGCCCCUGACGCCCCAUGAGCCCCCACUACUCUUUGAUCUGGAGGCUGACCCUGCAGAGAACUAUAACCUGCUGGAGGGCAGUGCCGUGGGGCCGGAGGUGCUGCGGGUGCUGAAGGAGAUCGAGCAGCACAAGGUGCUCUUUGACCAGCAGAUGGAGUUUGGGGAAAGCCAGAUAAGGAAGGGCACCGACCCUGCCCUCCAGCCCUGCUGCGCCCCCCACUGCACCCCCAAGCCUUCCUGUUGCCGCUGCCCCUAACCUCCCUGCUGCAUUGCACCCUCUAACUCUCCCCUUGCCACUGCUUGGAACCCCCUGCUCUUCGAAAGCCUCCUGCCGCUGUGCCAAUCCCUCUGCUACCACUCUCAAGUCCCCAUGCCGGCCUCCCAGCUGCUCUCCCCAAACCUGCCUGCAGCUGGGCUCGCUGCGUUGGGCUGCUUCCCUGGCCGGUGGAGCUGCCCCCAGACUCCCGCCCCCGAGACCUGAUGCUGAGGUCCCUAGGUGCUGGCUGCAUGGGAGCGUGGGGUGAGCUGCUAGGAGGGGAAGGGGCACUCCAGUGCGGGAGGUAUUUUAUCUCUGCACUGGGAGUCUUCGGCCAUUUGACUCAAACCUCAGCUCUCCCCAGGGACGCACUGAGCCCUCUGGAGUCCACUGGGCUCUGGAACAAAGCAAAGGGCAUGCCCUCAGAAUCUAGCACUCCAGUGCAGCCAGCAGGGGCCCCGGCGGUACCAUCCUGCUGGAGCGGGAAGGCCAGGGAGCGGAGCGUGGCUGUCUCUGGGAAGGCUGGCUGUAGUCCCUGUGCCCUGGCACAGCAGUGAGGACCAAGGCCAUAUCAAUACUGGCGCAGAGGUGGAGUGUGUGGUGCGAGGCCAGGAUCAGGGCCAGCAGCAGCAGACAGAGUGCUUGUCCCUGAGCGUGUGGAUAGUGGACUGACAGGUGACUGCAGUCAGGAGAGAAGCUGUGCAGAGCUCCGGGCAGGUCCCUUCACCUGCAUGGAUGCAGCCAGCCAUGACUCUGGGAGUAGACUUGUUCUUGUUUAAAGGGUGACAUAAGGAGAAAUGAGGCCAUGGAGUGGCUGCCCUCCAGGCUCAGCCGGUGUUUGCAGUCUGUGGGUAGGUGUGACUAGGGCUGUGUGCACCGGCAGGCCAAGGAGCCAGGGUCCCCAACCCAGAGUUCAUGCUGAGAAGCCCUAGUCCUGAGCCCUCUUGGCAGUGCUCCCGCCCCGGGAGUGAGAGCUGUGAGAUGAGCAGUGGCGUAGGGCGGCUGCUUGGGAUACUUAGCCUACCUCCUCCCCCUGGGUAAGAGCAUAUGACACUGGCGUGCCCAGACUGGCAUGUUACCCUUCUGGCUUUACCAGCUUCUCAGUGCUUUGCUGGGGGGGUGGGGACGCGGCAGUCAUGUGUGGUCACUGCUGAGCUAAGCUAGCUGAUUGUCAUUUCCUACAGGACAUUUGUACAGGAAAUAUUCUGAGAUGUAAAAUGUCAAAUAUUGUGUUCCACAACUACUGGGGCAGAAGCACAUCCCCUGUGGUGGGAUGGGUCUUGGUAAACUCAAGAGUGAGACCAACCAAUGCUUUCUGACCCAGCUCAGACCUGUGUUUACAGUCUGGACAGGAUCCAGGGUUUAGCACUGACAAAGAAAAAAGAACCCCAAGGAGAGAGACUGCCAUGGGGACCCUCAGGACUGAGCUGCAGAUAAUGAGGAGAGACCAAGUCUGGGGGUGUAUAUGAGAAGAAGAAAGGGCACAAGAUGUUAUCCAUUACAGAGGGCACUCUGCCAUGGGAAUGUCUCCUGAAAAGUAGGUCCCUGCGCUCUGGACUGGAGAAGCGUUGGACACACUGAACACUGGAUGACAAACACCUUCUUAGACAGGAAAGGGACUUGUUAAUAAAUACAGGUUCUAGAUUACGUUUUAUGUUUUUCUUUUACCUGUAACCUCAUGUUUCCAAACCCUUUUCCUUGCUUUUAUUUUAAUCUGUAACUCGAGCUCUGUUAAAUAAACUGAAAUCUGGUUUUACUGUA